Paramecium sonneborni is the source of this 917-nucleotide messenger RNA. The record is from the annotation of a GenBank genome assembly. Lineage: Eukaryota; Ciliophora; Oligohymenophorea; Peniculida; Parameciidae.
AUGUCAAUUUUUGCAUCUUCUCAAAAAGUAUAAGAGUUGUUGAAACAUGAAGGAAGAUCAAAUUCGAUGCAUUCAUUUUAUAAUAAUAGAUCUUCAUGUUACUCUACAUUAAAUUUGAAUAGUUCUUUAUGGGAUUAAUAGAAUCAUUAGCCAAUGUCAAUAUUGACAUCUAAUAGAAGUGAUAUAAAACAGAUGAAUGGAUCAACAGCAAAAUAAGUAUAUAUAAUUAUAAUAUAAAAGGAUAUAACAAAUGAGAUAGUAUAAUUUAAACAUGAUAGAAGAUCAUCAGUAGAUAUGUUUGUUCAUUCAGGAUUUGAAGCAUAUAAAAAAUACUAAAGUUAACCAAGAAGAGAUAUUAAGAUAUAUCCGAAUUUUAAAGAGGAAUUAUUACAUGAGGUAGUGAAGAUAGAGAAACCAUUUUAUAUUACUACAGUAGAAGAGAUAGAGAGAUAUUGGAAAGCAAAAGAAAUUAUGUUAUUAAGAUAGAAAAAUUAAUUAGAAUUUGAGAUCAAGUUAUAAGAAUAAUAAUCAAAUAAAAAGGCAAUAAUUUUAAAGGUGGAACCAUUAUAACAAAUAUCAUAGAUAGAAGUUUAAAUAUAAUAAUUAGAAAUAUAAUUAAAGUAUUUGUAUUAAUUAAUGUUAGAAAUAAGAAUUACAUCCUUAAUGAUUUAAAAAUUUAAAGUGAAGAAUUAGAUAUUCAAUAUGAAAAUAUAUUAGAUUAAGUUAAUGAUAAAUAAUUUAUUAAAUACGAAAAACAGUUAAAGAAUAUUCAAUAAUCAUUUAAGGACUUAAAUAGAAGAUUUCAUGAAACAGAAGAAUAGAUUAUGAUGAAAGAAAAUGAAAUUGAAUCAAAAAAGAAAUAAAUAUAAAGAAAAUCUUCAAUAAUAAUUCCAUAAAACCUCAAAAAAACUCAAUGA